UGGAAUGGUUUUGUGUAUCUGACAAUUGUUUCUUAUCAUUGUGUGUCCUGUUGCUGGAAUUCCAUCCCUGUGAAUGGAACAAAACAAAUAAAGUUUGUUUGGAAAGUUAUUCAAUUUUUGCUUGAGGCACUGCUUGGAUCCUUGCCAGGGUUAUUUGUUGCUCUUGACACACACAGAUUCACACACAUAUCACAAGUCCUUCUGGCUGAGCUCAUUCCCUGCUCAGCAUGCUGCAAAGAAUCCAGGUCAUGUGCUACCACCUUGACAGUGUUGAGGGACAGAGGGAUUGGCGCUCAGGAUGGAUGGUCCUCGUUCAGGCACAUCUCAUAUGACCAACAGCUAUGCCAGUUCCUGGAAACCAUGGCAGGCGAGAGCGAUGCUCUUGUGCAUGAAUCCUUCUUGUGGGUUCCCCACUGGUAUCUGGUUGGCCACUGUGAAAACAGGGUGCCACUUGAGAUGGGCUGUGACCCUGUUUUGCCAGCUUCUUCUUAUGUUCUUAGCACAUCUAAACACUUGCUUCCUUUCAGAAAGGCCACCAUGUUUCAGAAGUGAGCAGGCCCACGUCCCCAGUUCUGGCAUGUCAGCUGCUAACUGGACUCUGCUCCACCCCUCCACCUUCAUCCUUCUUGGGAUCCCGGGACUGCAAGCCUUCCAUGCCUGGAUUUCCAUCCCCUUCUGCUCCAUCUACAUCCUCUCCCUUCUGGGGAACUGCCUCCUCUUGGCGGUCAUCAAGAAGGAGCCCAGCCUCCAUGAGCCCAUGUACUUGUUCCUCUGCAUGCUGGCAGUGGCAGAUCUUGUGGUCUCGACUACCACCUUACCGAAAAUCCUGGCUAUAUUCUGGCUUCAGGACAGAGGCAUCCACACCAGUGCCUGCCUGGCCCAGGUGUUCCUGAUCCAUUCCUUCUCCACCAUGGAGUCGGGCUUCUUCGCCGCCAUGGCCUUCGACCGUUACGUGGCAAUAUGCAACCCGCUGAGACACUCCGCCAUCUUGACCAAAACCAUUGUGAUCAAGAUUGGGCUGGCUGUUUUGAUCUGGGGGGGGGCUGUGCUCCUGCUGCCCCACCCUUUCCUGCUGAAGCGGCUCCCGUACUGCAGGGGAAAUGUCAUCUCCCACACCUACUGUGAGUUCAUGGCGCUGGUGAAACUGACCUGUGCAGAUACCCGUGCCCCCAGAGCAUACAGCUUGACUGUUGCCUUCCUGACUGGGGGGCUGGAUUUCACCUUCAUCAUCCUGUCCUACACCCUGAUCCUGCGGACGGUCUUCCAGCUGCCUUCCAAGGAGGCGCGGGCCAAAUCCCUGGGCACUUGCGGCUCCCACAUCUGUGUCAUCCUGAUCUCGUACACUCCGGCAUUCUUCUCCUUCCUCACCCACCGAUUCGGCCACAGGGUCAACCCCUGCGUCCACAUUAUUGUUGCCAACAUCUAUGUCUUGAUUCCGCCCAUGAUGAAUCCCAUCAUCUACGGGGCAAAGACAAAGAAAAUCCGAGAAAGCAUCCUAAGAACCCUUGGGGUCUCCUCUGCUGGAAACAUGGAAAUGCCUCAGCCUGGGCAGGGGCAGCAGAUGACACUGCUGCCGAAGCUGCCACCUCCCGGCCUGCCAGCCCAGGCUGAAGAUUACUGGGUACGGGACCCCCAAGAACUGGAAGGGACUUGUGACAUCAUCCAGACUGACUCCUCUUCAAACUUACAAUACUAUCUGGGAUCUUUCUUUGCAGGCUCAAAGACAUACCAUGGAUGCUGCUCAGUGAAGCCUUUCCCAGGAGCUCAGCAUACAAUGUUGGCUUCCAACUGGACCCUGCUCCACCCUUCCACCUUCAUCUUAGUGGGAAUUCCAGGCCUACAGGAUGUUCAGAUCUGGAUCUCCAUCCCCUUCUGCUGUCUCUACAUCCUCACCCUCCUUGGGAAUUGUCUCCUCCUGGUAGUUGUCAAGAGAGAGCCGAGCCUCCAUGAGCCCAUGUACUUAUUCCUCUGCAUGCUGGCAGGUGCCGACCUUGUGGUCACCACCACAAUUGUGCCCAAAAUCUUGAGCAUUUUCUGGUUUGGCCAUGGAAGCAUCCAUAUAAAUGGCUGCCUGGCCCAAAUCUUCUUGCUCCACUCCUUCUCAACCAUGGAAUCUGGGUUCAUCUUGGCCAUGGCCUUUGACCGCUACAUGGCCAUUUGCAAGCCCUUGAGACAUGCAGCGGUCCUGACCAAUGAUGUGGUUGCCAAGAUGGGACUGACCAUCGUGCUACGGGGGGCCAUCCUCCUGAGCCCUCACCCUUUCCUCCUGAAAUGGCUCCCGUAUUGCAGAGGCAACGUCAUCUUACACACGUACUGUGAGUUCAUGGCUCUGAUGAAGCUGACCUGUGUGGACACGGGGGCAGAGAGGGCCUACAGUCUCCUGGUUGCUUUUCUAACUGGGGGGCUGGACUUGGUGUUGAUCAUCGUGUCUUACAUCCUCAUUUUCCAGGCUGUCUUCCAGCUCCCUUCCAAGGAAGCACGGGUCAAAUCUCUUGGCACCUGCGGCUCUCACGCCUGUGUCAUCCUGGUCUUCUACACUCCAGCGUUUUUCUCCUUCUUAACCCACCGGUUUGGUCACGUGGCUGCCCAUGUCCACAUUCUGGUAGCAAAUAUAUACCUGCUCCUUCCACCCAUGAUGAACCCCAUUAUUUAUGGAGUAAGGACCAAGAGAAUCCAGCAGGGCCUCUUCAAGAUCUUCUGUGUCAAAACCAGAUAAAAGGCCAGGAACUUGGAGCAUCUCUUUGAGUUCAGCUGCAUCCACUUGCGGGAAACCACAGACAGGAGAGAGGGCUCUUCAUUCUCUGCUUCCUGGUUUCCACAGGCAUCUGGCUGGGCACUGUGAGAACAGGCUGAGAACUAGAUUGGCCAUUGGCCUAAUCCAGGAGUCUCUUCUUAGAUUCUCAUCCACCUAUGCUCCACUUGUAUAGAGGUAUAACUAAAGCAGCAUAUUGCACAACACCAGUCAGCCUCUAAUGACCUCUUGCCAAAAGAACAGGAGUAGUGCAAUAGCUUAUCCACACUCAGUUUUUGGCCCUCUCUUUCCAGGCAGAGCUUUAAUGCUCCGUGUCCGAACAUGUUUUCUCCACCCUGCAAAAGCCUGCUCUUUAAAGCUGAAUUCUAGAUUUUGGA
Podarcis muralis (Common wall lizard) is the source of this 3129-nucleotide messenger RNA. NCBI's taxonomy places the organism in Eukaryota, Metazoa, Chordata, Lepidosauria, Squamata, Lacertidae. The record is from RefSeq and is a predicted model, not a curated record.